GAUAAUAAUGAUCAAGAUGGCUACUACAGAAUACUCCUUGCGGUAGCGAACUGCCAAUUUCAUGGAAGCGCUCAAAACUGCGAUUUCUCACUUUUUAAGUCCCUCGCAAGCGACGGGGCCGCGCCUGGGAUUAUACUUUAUGGAUUAAAACGGGUUAAGAGGAGAUAAAAGUGAUUGUAUUGUCUGCAGCACUCAUUCUGAGGACGCUAGCUAGCAGAGCUACUAGCUAGUUGUACUUGUCGACCAUCUGCAGGUUAAGCUCUCCAGCCAGCGGCACGGGAGUGCGGCGCUGCCCGUUUCGCGUGUCCGCUCGUCGCACGGAGAGCGUCAAAUGGCAGAGCCGAGGAAAGUGCCGUUUGUCACCAUUUCAUCUUUCACCACCUCGCCGCCGACCCCUGAGUCCAGCAAGAAGCGUCGCCGCGAAGAUGAGGCCGUCGAGAUCACUUUUGGGAAAGAUGGAGGUGGAAGUGCGGCGGCGCUGGGGUCAGGAGGAGGAGGAGGCGGCGGCGGCGGCGGUGGCGGCGGGGGGCUGUUUGGCAACGCGAAAGGAAGCGACGCCGAGACCGAGGAGACGAAACCUACCGUCCGCCUCAUCCUCCCGCUGACGGAGCCGAGCGAACGAGGCUCCGCCGAGUUCAACUACGGCGAGUUGGUGAACUCAACAGUUUCUCAGGUUAAGCAUGUUGCUCCAACAGUCCCUAAAGGGCUCACUCCUCCUCUGGACCCCAAUGACCCUUUUGCUGAUGAUGAGAGGGAAAGACGUGAGGUUGAGGCGCUGGCCAAGAAAUUUGAGAGCAAAUAUGGCGUUGUCCCCAAGAAAAAGAAAAAGGACAGAAUGCAGGAUCUUAUUGAUAUUGGAUAUGGCUAUGAUGAGACUGACCCAUUCAUAGACAAUUCAGAAGCUUAUGAUGAGCUGGUACCGGCCUCACUCACCACAAAACACGGAGGCUUCUACAUCAAUACUGGCACUCUGCAGUUCAGAGCAGCAUCUGACUCUGAGGGAGAAAAUGCAGGCAUGGAGCAGAAUCACUUCAAGAAGAUGAAAGAUGGCGAAGAGAGGGUGAUUAAGAAAAGACGGAAAAAGCCAGAUGGAAUCCUGGAGGAAAAGAAACCCAAGAAGAAUAGAGUACCAAAGUCUGGCAGCGUUUCAGCCCUGGGUAUUCAUCGUCCAGAAAAGAAAAAGCGGAAGAAGCUGAUGAAGGACUCUCUCCACUUGGCCAACAUGCUGCGUCGUUUCAACAGGGAGAAGGACGAGAUGCGCAAGAAGAAUAUAGCUGCUGGUGGUCUGCAGCGGUCCAACGCCAAAGUGCCCCAUACCAACAGUGCAGUCCUCAACGCCCACCCAAAGGCUGCCGGUGGAAACGACUGCACAAUGGUUGACCUGAGUUCCGACCCGGCUGUGAUGUCACUGCUGGGUACGGCUAAUAAUGACAUACUGCAGGACAUGAUGGGCGACCUGGACUUUGGAAUGCUGGACUCGCCUCAGCCCUCCAGUCCAGCGCAGGGAGAGAAUGGUUCCUUUGGAAUGGGACAUAAAGCAGGUGUAAGCAGAGUGCCACAGGGCAACAUGAUGACUCCUCCCCCUCUGCCUAGUGGACUCCCAGGCCCUCUCUCAAAACGCAUUGAGGACCUGAGAGCGGCGUCCCGUUUGUUUGACGAAGAGGGCAGAAAGAAAUUCUUCACUUUGGACAUGAACAACAUCCUACUAGAUAUUGAGUUGCAGGUUCAGGAGCAGCCUACAGAGGUACGCUCAGCUGUCUACUCUCACCUUGAGGCCUUUGUGCCCUGCAAUAAAGAAGCUCUACUCAAACGCCUUAAGAAGCUCAGCCUCAACAUACAGGAUGACCGUCUUCGCGCUCCCCUGCUGAAACUGAAGCUAGCGGUGUGCAGCGUGAUGCCUGAGCAGAUUGCUCGAUACAACAUGGACUGUAUUGCCAAAGUGGCAAAGCAACAGUCUGGGGAGGGAGAGAAGAAUGGGUCAGAGGACGAUGAUGACGAGAAACCGGGGAAGAGAGUGAUGGGGCCUCGGAAGAAGUUUAUCUGGGACGACAAACUCAGGUCAUUGCUGUGUAACCUGGUGCGGGUCAAACUGAGUUGUUACGAGCUGGAGGGUAAGAACACGCAGUCUCUGGAGGAUUACCUCAAAGCCUUCAUGGAGACUGAAGUCAAACUUCUGUGGCCGAAAGGCUGGAUGCAGGCCAGGAUGCUGUUCAAAGAGAGCGUCAUGGCUCAUGGUCACAUCACAGGUUACACAGCAAAGAAGAAGAUGGUUCCUCCUCCCAAGGCAAAGCCAAAGGAGGCUGUCUGGGUUCGAGCCACACCUUCAGCAGGUGCCACUCCCUCCCCUGCUGCCCAGGUUGCCAGGCGACCACCUCAGAAACCGUCUGAGCCCAUAUGUGUGGAUUCCCUUGAUGAGGAUCUGGCGGCUCCCUCAUUAGACUCCAUUUCCCAGGCCCUUGCCAUCCUUGGCAACGCAGCCAAAGGCCUGGCUCAGGGGGAAAGCCCGCCGUCGCCGGAAGGACCCAGGACAGCCACCAACCCCUCCUCCCUCCACACCUUGCCACUAGUUCAGCAGCAGAAAAAGAACACCGUCAGCACUCCCACCUCCAGCACACCUCACUACAUCUCUACCUCUUUGUCUUCCUCCACCUCUCUGUCUCGGCCCCCCUCCACCAUGUCCUCUCCUCUGCCCUCUGUGAGGGUAGAUGGGAUGGGGGUUGUCAAGGCCAUAACACAGGCACACAGACACUCAGUUUUGAACACUCAGAGACCUAUGGGUGCAGCAAAAGUAAACAUGUCUGCCUCAUCACCGUUACCUAAACCUCGCCCACCACCCACUUCGUCUCCACUCGUGCCCCCAGGAUCAAAGACGGUGGUCUCCACCCCUCUGUCUGGCCUCCUCAAAGGCAGCAAUAAUAUUAAAGCCAACAGCAGUGACACGCUCAUCCUCACAUCACCCCAGUCUCGGCUGCACACCCAUUCAUCCACCUCACUUCUGACGCCCAAAACCUACCAGACUCCUCGCCUGCCCCACUCCACGCUGAGUAAAUCCUCCCCCUCUCAUUCCCUCUCUCAGACUCAUUCUAGUAUUCAGCCCCGGCCGCAGUCUAACUUCAUCACCCCUAUGCAUGCCACUCUCACCAAGUCUUCACACAGCAGUAUACCGCCUAUUGUCAAACUUACUCCCCGAACACCAAACCCCACUGUCACCGUCACCACCUCGGCAUCACCCUCCAUCUUGCAAAACCCCAGGUCUCAGGCAACUCCCACCAUUCUCAAGUACUCUCCCCAAACCAUAGCAGGGUUCCGCCCGACGUUCUCAGGUGCCCAUGGAGGAGCAACCAAGCCAGGGCAAGGCAGCUACACCUCUCCAGGCAGCCAGAAGACCCUCAGCAACAACAGCACCAACAACACCAGCCUUAUCAACACCUCGUCCAUAAGCAAGCAUUCAGGGUCUAGUGCCUCCCCCAUAGUGACCUCUGUUAACCCAGGUCAGCGUCCGAGGCCCGUGAGUGUGACACCUCAGGGCGCCAAGUCCAUCGCGUCUGUGUCAUCGUCAUCUGUGUCGUCUCAGUUGUCACAGGUCUCCACAACAGGUAGCAGCACUCUGGUACCCUCGUCUCUCUCUCUAGGGUAUGGGAUGCUUGGGGGCCUAGUGCCUGUGUCAUUGCCCUUCCAGUUCCCCUCGCUACUGAACCUGCCUUCACUGGGUACAGCAGGCUCCAGCGAAGCAGCCAGCGGCUCCACGGCCAGUAGCAAUGCAGCGUUCUCCACCCUGACCCAGAAUCUGUAUAAGAGUCUCCAGUCAGGGUCUCUGCCUCCUCACAUGCAGCUCGCUUUCUCAGAUGUCAGUCAAAGCCAGGGAGGAGAUGCUAAGAGGAAGACGCUAUGAUGCAGCAGGAUCUCUACACCCAGCAGACAAAAUGUCAGGAUUAAGAUGGACGUGGCUUUGGGGGAUGACACCCGUGUGUCUGUUAAUACAGACUGAACGACUCUUGGGAUUCUUGAGCUGAAAACAACUUAAGUUUUAACGAGUACCACAGCUGAAUAUAACUUUUUUAAACAGUUUGAUAAGUUUUAAAUACUAUUCUUCAUAGAGUUGUUAAAUGAAAUGACAAAAUACAUUUGUCAAUGUUUACAAGAUAGACCUAUAUCACUGUGGACAGGGAGGAGUGAAUGAGUUUUUUAAGUGAGGGUGUGUGAAUGUGUGUGUUAUGUGUGGGGAAAGUGUGCCUUUGUACAUGUCCCUCUCUGAUGCAUGGUCAGUGUCUUAUUUGGUGCUGUUUUUAUCCUAAUGUAAUUAUCACUGAUACCUGUAAGAAAUGUAAACUGCAAAUUGAUGGAUUUGAGCUUUUUUCAAUGAAAGAUGAACACUUUUUCAUCAUACUUGAACUUGAAUGAAUUCUACUCUGUACAGAACUCAAGCUGACUUAAUUAAAUCUUUGCUUUCA
Solea solea (common sole) is the source of this 4451-nucleotide messenger RNA. It is a transcript of the gene ubn2b, whose product is annotated as ubinuclein 2b. The record is from RefSeq and is a predicted model, not a curated record. The transcript is spliced from 17 exons. Lineage: Eukaryota; Metazoa; Chordata; Actinopteri; Pleuronectiformes; Soleidae. Bases 332 to 3892 code for a protein of 1186 amino acids. Gene Ontology annotation, cellular component: nucleus.